GAGGCCCUGGCUGUGGGAGGGGGCUGGGAAGACUUGGCUCUCCGGAGCAGGAAGCCAGGCCGCAGGCAGGGGAGUCUGAGGGGCCCCUCGCUGGGGAGGCAAACAGGAAGGACUGCCCCCUGAGCCCUGGGCCCCGGCCCGGGAAUCGCCGCCGCCAGAGCCGCAGCUCCGGGCCGAGGGUAAGGAGGGGAACCGGGAGCGGGCGGCCAGGGGAAAGCUCCGCGAGUCCCGGCGCCCGGUCCCCAAACGCGCCCCGCCUCCCGGGCCCCGCCGCCGCUCCCGGCCUUCCCCCGCGCCGCCGCGAUGAAGGCGGGCUCGGGGGACCAGGGGAGCCCCCCGUGCUUCCUGCGCUUCCCGCGGCCCGUGCGGGUGGUAAGUGGCGCCGAGGCCGAGCUCAAGUGCGUGGUGCUGGGGGAGCCGCCGCCCAUUGUCGUAUGGGAGAAGGGCGGGCAGCAGCUGGCGGCCUCGGAGCGCCUGAGCUUCCCGGCGGACGGCGCCGAGCACGGCCUGCUGCUGAGCGGCGCGCUGCCCACCGACGCGGGGGUCUAUGUGUGCCGCGCCCGCAAUGCGGCCGGAGAGGCCUACGCGGCGGCCGCCGUCACCGUGCUGGAGCCGCCGGCCCCCGAGCGCGAGCCCCAGCCUGCCGAACGCCCGCGGCCGCCGCCCGGGGCCGGGGAGGGCGCCCCGGUGUUCCUGACGGGGCCCCGGUCCCAGUGGGUGCUGCGGGGGGCGGAGGUGGUGCUGGAGUGCCAGGUGGGGGGCCUCCCCGUGCCAACGCUGUACUGGGAGAAGGACGGGAUGGCGCUGGACGAAGUGUGGGACAGUAGCCACUUCUCCCUCGAACCUGGCCGCGCCGAGGGCCGCCCGGGCGCGAGCCUGGCGCUGCGCAUCCUGGCGGCGCGGCUGCCCGACUCCGGCGUCUACGUGUGCCACGCCCGCAACGCGCACGGCCACGCGCGGGCCGGCGCGCUGCUGCAAGUGCAGCAGCCCCCCGAGAGCCCGCCGGAGGACCCGGACGAGGCCCCGAACCCCGUGGUGGAGCCGCUCAAGUGCGCGCCCAAGACCUUCUGGGUGAACGAGGGCAAGCACGCCAAGUUCCGCUGCUACGUGAUGGGCAAGCCCGAGCCCGAGAUCGAAUGGCACUGGGAGGGCCACCCGCUGCUCCCUGACCGCCGCCGCCUCAUGUACCGCGACCGCGAUGGCGGCUUCGUGCUCAAGGUGCUCUACUGCCAGGCCAAGGAUCGCGGGCUCUACGUGUGUGCCGCGCGCAACUCGGCGGGCCAGACGCUCAGUGCCGUGCAGCUGCAUGUUAAAGAGCCUCGCCUCCGCUUCACGAGGCCCCUGCAGGACGUGGAGGGCCGGGAGCAUGGGAUUGUGGUGCUGGAGUGUAAAGUCCCCAACUCCCGCAUUCCCACGGCCUGGUUCCGCGAGGACCAGCGGCUGCUGCCCUGCCGCAAGUACGAGCAGAUCGAGGAGGGCACGGUCCGGCGCCUCAUCAUCCACAGGCUGAAGGCAGAUGACGAUGGAGUUUACCUGUGCGAGAUGCGCGGCCGGGUGCGCACCGUGGCCAAUGUGACAGUCAAAGGGCCCAUCCUGAAGCGGCUGCCCCGGAAGCUCGAUGUUUUUGAGGGAGAGAACGCGGUGCUGCUGGUGGAGACCCGCGAGGCUGGGGUGGAAGGGCGCUGGAGUCGAGAUGGGGAGGACCUGCCGGCCACCUGCCAGAGCAGCUCCGGCCACAUGCAUGCCCUGGUCCUGCCAGGGGUCACCCGAGAAGAUGCUGGCGAGGUCACCUUCAGCCUGGGCAACUCCCGUACCACCACUCUGCUCAGAGUCAAAUGCGUCAAGCACAAUCCCCCAGGACCCCCAGUGUUGGCAGAAAUGUUCAAGGGCCACAAGAACACGGUCCUGCUGACCUGGAAGCCUCCCGAGCCAGCUCCCGAGACCCCCUUCAUCUACCGGCUGGAACGGCAGGAGGUGGGCUCAGAAGACUGGAUCCAGUGCUUCAGCAUUGAGAAAGCUGGGGCCGUGGAGGUGCCGGGAGACUGUGUGCCCUCCGAGGGCGACUACCGCUUCCGCGUCUGCACCGUCAGCGAACACGGCCGCAGCUCCCAUGUCGUGUUCCAUGGGUCUGCUCACCUCGUGCCCACAGCUCGCCUGGUGGCCGGUCUGGACGACGUGCAGGUAUAUGACGGGGAAGAUGCCGUCUUCUCCCUCGAUCUCUCCACCAUCAUCCAGGGCACCUGGUUCCUUAAUGGGGAAGAGCUCAAGAGUAAUGAGCCAGAGGGCCAGGUAGAGCCUGGGGCCCUGCGGUACCAGAUGGAGCACAAGGGCCUGCAGCACAGACUCAUCCUGCAAGCUGUCAGGCACCAGGACAGCGGGGCCCUGGUUGGCUUCAGCUGCCCAGGUGUGCAGGACUCGGCUGCCCUCACCAUCCAAGAGAGCCCGGUGCACAUCCUGAGCCCCCAGGACAAGGUGUCGUUGACCUUCACAACCUCGGAGCGGGUGGUACUGACCUGUGAGCUCUCCCGGGUGGACUUCCCAGCGAGCUGGUACAAGGACGGGCAGAAGGUGGAGGAGAGCGAGUCGCUGGUGGUGAAGAUGGAUGGGCGCAAACACCGCCUGAUCAUGCCUGAGGCCCAGGUCCAGGACAGUGGCGAGUUUGAGUGCAGAACGGAAGGGGUCUCAGCCUUCUUCAGCGUCUCCGUCCAAGACCCCCCCGUGCACAUCCUGGAUCCCCGGGAGCACGUGUUUGUGCACGCCAUAACCUCCGAGUGCGUCAUGCUGACCUGUGAGGUGGACCGGGAGGACGCCCCCGUGCACUGGUACAAGGACGGGCAGGAGGUAGAAGAGAGCGACUUCGUGGUGCUGGAGAACGAGGGGCCCCAUCACCGCCUGGUGCUGCCCGCCGCCCAGCCUCCAGAUGGGGGCGAGUUCCAGUGCGUCGCUGGGGACGAGCGCGCCUACUUCACUGUGACCAUCACAGAUGUCUCCUCGUGGAUCGUGUAUCCCAGCGGCAAGGUGUACGUGGCAGCCGUGCGCCUGGAGCGUGUGGUGCUGACCUGCGAGCUCUGCCGGCCCUGGGCCGAGGUGCGCUGGACCAAGGAUGGCGAAGAGGUGGUGGAGAGUCCCGCGCUGCUCCUGCAGAAGGAGGACACCGUCCGCCGCCUGGUGCUGCCCGCCGUCCAGCUGGAGGACUCGGGCGAGUACUUGUGUGAAAUCGAUGACGAGUCUGCCUCUUUCACCGUCACUGUCACAGAACCCCCGGUGCGCAUCAUACACCCCCGGGACGAGGUGACCUUGGUCGCCGUGAGCUUGGAGUGUGUGGUGCUGAUGUGUGAGCUGUCGCGGGAGGACGCCCCCGUGCGCUGGUACAAGGAUGGGCUGGAGGUGGAGGAGAGUGAGGCCCUGGUGCUGGAGAGUGAUGGGCCCCGCCGCCGCCUGGUGCUGCCUGCUGCCCAGCCCGAGGACGGGGGCGAGUUCGUGUGCGACGCUGGAGACGACUCAGCCUUCUUCACUGUCACCGUCACAGCCACUCCAGAGAGGAUUGUGCACCCGGCGGCCCGCUCCCUGGACCUGCAGUUCGGGGUUCCAGGGCGCGUGGAGCUGCGCUGCGAGGUGGCCCCGGCUGGGUCCCAGGUGCGCUGGUACAAGGAUGGGCUGGAGGUGGACGCAUCAGAUGCCCUGCAGCUGGGUGCCAAGGGGCCCGCUCGCACCCUGACCCUGCCCCACGCCCAGCCUGAGGAUGCCGGGGAGUAUGUGUGUGAGACUCGUGAUGAAGCCGUCACCUUCAACGUCAGCCUGACUGAGCCCCCCGUCCAGUUCCUUGCGCCAGAGGCGGCCCCCAGCCCGCUCUGCGUGGCCCCCGGCGAGCCGCUGGUGCUGAGCUGUGAACUGUCCCGGGCUGGCGCCCUCGUCUUCUGGAGCCACAACGGGAGGCCGGUGCAGGAGGGUGAGGGCCUGGAGCUCCAAGCCGAGGGCCCCCGCCGUAUCCUCUGCAUCCGGGCUGCAGACCCGGUCCAUGCCGGCCUCUACACCUGCCAGGCAGGGGCAGCCCCGGGGGCGCCCAGCCUCAGCUUCACCGUCCAAGUGGCUGAGCCCCCCGUGCGGGUGGUGGACCCCGAGGCAGCCCAGACGAGGGUUCGCAGCACACCAGGCGGGGACCUGGAGCUGGUGGUGCACCUCUCCGGGCCGGGAGGCCCUGUGCGCUGGUACAAGGACGGGGAGCGCCUGGCAAGCCAGGGGCGGGUGCAGCUGGAGCAGGACGGGGCAAGGCAGGUGCUGCGGGUGCAGAGGGCCCGGAGCAGGGAUGCCGGGGAGUACCUGUGCGACACGCCCCAGGACAGCCGCAUCUUCCUCGUCAGCGUGGAAGAACCACCGCCGGUGAAGCUGGUCUCAGGGCUGACACCACUCACUGUCCACGAGGGUGAUGAUGCCACGUUCCGGUGUGAAGUCUCCCCACCGGACGCCGACGUCACUUGGCUGCACAAUGGGGCCAUUGUCACCCCAGGGCCCCAGCUAGAGGUGGCCCAGAAUGGCUCAAGCCGCAUAUUGACCGUGCGAGGCUGCCAGCUCGAGGACGCGGGGACCGUGACUGCCCAAGCAGGGGGCACAUCCACAAGUGCCCGGCUCCACGUUCGAGAGACGGAGCUGCUGUUCCUGCGGCGGCUGCAGGACGUGCGGGCAGAGGAAGGCCAGGACGUGUGCCUCGAAGUAGAGACAGGCCGAGUGGGUGCGGCAGGGGCCGUGCGCUGGGUGCGAGGUGGGGCACCCCUACCACCCGACUCCCGCCUGUCCACGGCCCAGGAUGGCCACAUCUACCGCCUCUUCAUCCACGGUGUCGUACUGGCCGACCAGGGCACCUACGGCUGCGAGAGCCACCACGAUCGCACCCUGGCCAGGCUCAGCGUGAAGCCAAGGCAGCUAAGGGUGCUGCGGCCUCUGGAGGAUGUGACCGUCAUCGAGGGGGGCAGUGCCACCUUCCAGCUGGAGCUGUCCCAGGAGGAUGUGACCGGGGAGUGGGCCCGGGGUGGAGUCCGGCUGCAGCCGGGGACCACGUGCCAAAUUCACGCAGAGGGCCACGCUCACUGCCUGGUACUCAGUGGCCUGGGCCUGGCCGACUCGGGCUGCAUCUCCUUCACUGCGGAUGCCCUGCGCUGUGCAGCCAGACUCACUGUGAGAGAGGCCCCAGUGACCAUUGUGCGGGGGCCACAGGACCUAGAAGUGACCGAGGGUGACACAGCUACUUUCGAGUGUGAACUUUCCCAGGCCUUGGCUGAUGUCACCUGGGAGAAGGACGGGCAACCGCUCACCCCCAGCCCUCGGCUCAGACUCCAGGCCCUCGGCACCCGCCGCCUUCUCCAGCUGCGGCGCUGCGGUCCCUUGGACGCCGGGACCUACAGCUGCGUGGUGGGGAUGGCCCGAGCCGGGCCCGUCCACCUGGUGGUUCGCGAGCGCAAGGUGUCUGUCCUCUCCGAGCUUCUGUCGGUGCGCGCCCGCGAAGGCGACGGAGCCACGUUCGAGUGCACCGUGUCGGAGGUCGAGCCAACCGGGAGCUGGGAGCUCGGAGGCCGCCCGCUGAGACCCGGAGGCCGCGUCCGCAUCCGACAGGAAGGGAAGAAACACAUUCUGGUGCUGAGCGUGCUGCGCGCGGAGGACACUGGUGAGGUCCGCUUCCAGGCGGGACCCGCCCAGUCCGUGGCUCAGCUGGAGGUGGAGGCAUUCCCUCUCCAGAUAUGCCGCCGCCCCCCUCGCGAGAAGACAGUUCUGGUCGGCCGCCGGGCGGUGCUGGAGGUGACUGUGUCCCGCUCGGGGGGCCAAGUGUGCUGGUUGCGGGAGGGGGUCGCGCUGUGCCCGGGAGACAAGUACGAGCUGCGCAGUCAUGGCCACACCCACAGCCUGGUCAUCCAUGACGUGCGACCUGAGGACCAGGGCACCUACUGCUGCCAGGCCGGCCAGGACAGCGCCCACACACGGCUGCUGGUAGAGGGUGAGUAA
Molecule: messenger RNA, 5994 nt
Organism: Aethalodelphis obliquidens (Pacific white-sided dolphin)
Lineage: Eukaryota; Metazoa; Chordata; Mammalia; Artiodactyla; Delphinidae
Gene: OBSL1
Product: obscurin like cytoskeletal adaptor 1
Exons: 20
Coding region: 304-5994 (1896 amino acids)
Molecular function (GO): protein binding
Source: RefSeq, a predicted model, not a curated record